CACGCACACUUUUUGAAACAUUGAACCUGACUGGACAAGACAGAUGGUCAGUGUCAGAUGACAUAGAGAAGAGAGAGGGACCAAAGAACAGCACUGAGAUUUUGAUGGGACUUCACUGACACAUAGCAGCAUAAUUAACAGAGACAAUGGAGAGAAAUACAACGUCCCUCCUGUUCCCUAGCAAUCACAGCCACACCAACGGCACCUGUUCCCGUGACAACGCUUUGAAGACAGUGGUUUUUCCUGUUCUCUACUCCUUCCUCUUCCUGGUGGGGCUCACACUCAAUGGCGUGGCCAUGUGGGUGUUUUUCCGCAUCCCCUCGAAGUCUCACUUCAUCAUAUACCUGAAGAAUAUUGUGGUUGCAGAUGUCAUCAUGACCUUCACGUUCCCCUUCAAGGUGUUAUCAGACUCCAACAUGGCCUCCACUGGGCUGCGGAUAUUCGUGUGCAGGGUCUCCUCAGUGCUCUUCUACCUCACCAUGUACAUGAGCAUCCUCUUCUUCGGACUCAUCAGCAUCGAUCGCUGCAGAAAGACUCUCACACCAUUUCGGGGGACUAACGCAGCCCGGCUGGCCCGUCGCAAAAUCCUUUCAGGAGCCAUCUGGACCUUCCUGCUGGCCCUCUGUCUGCCCAACGUGAUCCUGACAAGUAAAACCCCAAAGUCUCCAUAUUUCAAGUGCAGCGACCUGAAGACAGAGGCCGGGCUGUACUGGCACGAGGUGGUAAAUCACGUCUGUCAAGUGAUUUUCUGGGGCAACCUGGUGACUGUGGUAGUGUGCUACACUCUAAUCACCAAAGAGCUGUACAGAUCCUACUCCCGCUCUAAGGCCCACAGCUCCGGAGGAUCUGGAGCACCAUUCGGGGCAUCGACUCGGAAGCCCCACCAAGCCAAAAGGAAAAUGAAUGCCAACGUGUUCCUGGUUCUGGCGGUGUUCUUCGUGUGUUUCGUGCCGUUUCACUUCGCCCGUGUGCCAUACACCCUGAGCCAGACCCGAGGGGUUCUCUUUGACUGUAAACUCAAACUCUUCUUCUUCCAGCUGAAGGAAAGUACGCUCUUCCUCUCAUCCUUAAACUCUCUUCUGGACCCUCUCAUCUACUUCUUCCUCUGUAAAUCCUUCAGGACCACCCUGUUCAAGACCCUGAAGCUGGCUCCUGGUACCUGCAGCAGGCUAACAGGGAGAGGGUCCGACACGGAUACAGGCAGCACCGCUCUCUGAGAGACUCCUCUGCCUGUGCGUAAAACCACUGGACAUGAUAAAGACUUUUGUAAUGUGGUAUCUGAAUGUGCACGUCCUGUUUUGAAGAAUUGGAUCAAAUCCAAAUAGCUUACCGACACAGUGAUCUAUUGUUUGUCAUUUAUUGUAAUCAACAUGUUGAUGACCAUCAUAAAAUGAUUAUAAUACCAUCCCUUUAAAACCUUGCAGUUUCAACAUUGUAACUUAAAGUAUUCAACUUGUAUUGUGGGAAUAAGACGACAAUAUUGCCACUAAGACAAAGUAAAAAUGUCCAACCUGCAGAACUGACACUGGCAUAUUGUCUUUGUUUUUGUUUUUCAGUUCUCUAUUCCACUGAAUAACAACAUGAACUUCCACUUCUGUGUUUUCAUACCAACUAAUCCUGAAAAACAUGCAUUCAUUUACAAACUGAAAAUAAAUCUAUACCCACAGUAGUCCUCUAAAAUAUAAUAAACCUCACGCCUUACAAACAAUCUCCCGUCAAAACAUAGUGAUCUCUUAUUGUUGCAUGUGCAUGAAUUUAUUGCCGUUUAGUUGUGUUAGCAUUGACUGAUUCUUCAGGAUAAUUAUAUUGCAGGUAAAUGUGUCAAAAUGUUAUAUCUAUGUACAUUUGUGAUUCAUUUGUUCAGUUUUGCUGCUAACAAUGAUCUCAAUCUAUCUAAGUAGUAAUUAUGGAAUACGGGGGACUGUUAUUUCCUUCUGUUACAACCAUACAGCUCAAUUAAAUGGGAACUACCAGUUUUACAGAAAUGCAAAAGGAAACAACAAUAGAGGAAGUAAAAAUGUAAUGACAGUUUUGUUCUUUGUUGUGCCUGUGGUGUGUGCCAUUUUAUGUAAUUGGCACUUUUCACAUAGCCAAAUAUUAAACUGUCUCAGCUGCAAUAUAUGAUUCAAUUCACUUACAGUAUCUACUUUUUGCUGGUCAUCUCCACUGGUAUCAUUUCUCACAUCUCAAAAUUUAACUAUCAAUAAUAUGUCUUUGGCAAUGAAUUAUAAAUCCUGAAAUCCACUAUUAUGAUAUAAAAAAAAUUAAUA
This is a messenger RNA of Sebastes umbrosus (honeycomb rockfish), 2270 nucleotides long. RefSeq names its product purinergic receptor P2Y12 (gene p2ry12). NCBI's taxonomy places the organism in Eukaryota, Metazoa, Chordata, Actinopteri, Perciformes, Sebastidae. Gene Ontology annotation, cellular component: membrane. The record is from RefSeq and is a predicted model, not a curated record. Gene Ontology annotation, molecular function: G protein-coupled purinergic nucleotide receptor activity. Bases 147 to 1217 code for a protein of 356 amino acids. The transcript is spliced from 3 exons. Gene Ontology annotation, biological process: G protein-coupled receptor signaling pathway.